GCAACUUUAAUUGAAGUCGGUAAAUAUAGUGAGAGUGAUGCAGAGCUGUUUAUUGAUAAUAUUCAGCAGAAGGUUAUUUCUAAUGGAAUUAAAUAUACAAGAGCAGAAUCUUCAAAUAUUGAAGAAUCUUUGAAUAUUGAAGAACCUGCGAAUGUUGAAGAGCCUUCGAAUGUUGGAAUUGACAAGUUUCUUGAUAUGUCUGCUAUAGAUCCAGCAGCAUAUUGGUAG
Messenger RNA from Scutellospora calospora, 228 nucleotides. The record is from the annotation of a GenBank genome assembly. Lineage: Eukaryota; Fungi; Glomeromycota; Glomeromycetes; Diversisporales; Gigasporaceae.